AUGAAGGGCUUUCCCAACGCUCUCCUUGCCACCUCGCUGGCCCUCCUCGGCCGGGUCUCUGCUGCCCCAGCUGAGCCCCCUACCCAGGUGUUGGACAAGCGGGCCGCCCCGACUGUCACCAUUUCCACCGGUACGAUUGUGGGUGCUAACGGCAUCCUCACUGAGGCCUUCAACGGAAUUCCCUACGCACUUCCUCCCACCGGCAAUCUGCGCCUCAAGCCUCCCGUGAGACUUAAGUCGUCUCUGGGUGUCUUUGAUGCGUCUGGCAUCGGCCCUGCUUGCCCCCAGUUCCUUGCCGACACCUCGUCGAACGAGUUUCUGCCUCAGGUUAUCGAUAAGAUCGUUAACACGCAGCUCUUCAAGACCAUACUCAACGUCAAGGAGGACUGCUUGACCAUCUCGGUCACUCGUCCCAAGGGCACCAAGGCUGGUGAUAAGCUCCCCGUCCUUUUCUGGAUCUUUGGUGGUGGUUUCGAACUCGGAUCGGCCUCCAUGUACGAUGGCGCUCCCCUAGUCACCAAUGCUAUCAACAUGGGUAAGCCGUACGUCUACGUUGCCGUCAACUACCGUGUCGGUGGUUUUGGUUUCAUGCCCGGAAAGGAGAUCCUUAAGGACGGCUCCUCCAACUUGGGCCACCUCGACCAGCGCAUGGGCCUCCAGUGGGUUGCCGACAACAUUGCUGCCUUCGGCGGUGACCCGGACAAGGUCACUAUCUGGGGCGAGUCCGCCGGUGCCAUGUCCGUUUUUAACCAGAUGUCCCUCUACGAUGGUGACAACACGUACAACGGAAAGCCCCUUUUCCGUGGCGCUAUCAUGAACUCUGGUUCCAUCGUCCCCGCCGGCCCCGUCGACUGCCCCAAGGGCCAGAAAGUCUACGACACCGUCGUCAAGAACGCCGGCUGCUCUGGUGCUGCUGACACCCUUGCUUGCCUGCGCGCUCUUCCCUACGAGACUUUUCUCAAAGCCGCUAACUCCGUGCCUGGGAUUCUGUCGUACAACUCCGUUGCUCUUUCUUACCUCCCGCGUCCCGAUGGGAAGGUUUUGACUCAGAGCUCCGAUAAGCUCAUGCUUGCUAAGAAGUACGCCGCCGUCCCCAUGAUCAUCGGCGAUCAAGAGGACGAGGGCACUCUCUUCUCCCUCUUCCAGAGCAACAUCACCACCACCAGCAAGCUGGUCAGCUACCUCAACGAUAUCUUCUUCAACGACGCCACCGAGUCGCAGAUUAAGUCUCUCGUCUCGACCUACAGUACCCUUAUCUCCGCCGGCUCGCCCUUUGGCACCGGCCUCUUCAACGAGAUUUACCCCGGCUUCAAGCGCCUGGCCGCCAUCCUCGGCGAUCUCAUCUUCACCCUAAGCCGCCGCAUCUUUCUCGACGCCGCCACCACUCUCAACCCCUCGGUGCCCGCCUGGUCGUAUCUUGCGUCUUACAACUUUGGCACCCCCAUCCUCGGAACCUUUCACGCCUCCGAUAUCCUGCAGGUGUUCUACGGCAUCCUGCCCAACUACGCCAGCAAAAGCAUCCAGUCUUACUACGCCAACUUUGUCUACAACCUUGACCCCAACGACGCCUCCGGUGGCACUUCCUCUAAGAGCAAGGUCGGCCAGGAUUGGCCGCAAUGGCAGAAGGAGAGAAAGCUGGUCCAGUUCUUUGCGGACUAUGCCGGAUAUCUAACGGAUGAUUUCCGCUCUGACUCGUAUAACUGGAUUAAGGCUAAUAUUGAUGCUCUUCACAUCUAA
This is a messenger RNA of Neurospora hispaniola, 1737 nucleotides long. Its product is annotated as Alpha/Beta hydrolase protein. The record is from RefSeq and is a predicted model, not a curated record. Bases 1 to 1737 code for a protein of 578 amino acids. NCBI's taxonomy places the organism in Eukaryota, Fungi, Ascomycota, Sordariomycetes, Sordariales, Sordariaceae. The transcript has 2 exons.